AUGGGAAGAGCUUCAGGGAGUCGUACUGCCGUCGAGGCAAUUGAUCUGUAUUGUAGGAAAUCCAAUGGACGUGCUUUGAAAAGAUUAGGAUCAUGUAUGGGGGCCAAUAUUGGUAAGAAUAAGUCCGAAGGUAGGACAAGCAUAGUGGAUCAAGCUGAAAAAUUGGAAAAAUUGAGAUUACGAAAGCUGCAAGACGGAGAAACCUCUAUAACCGCUAUAGAUGCCGGGGUUUCGAAUUUUGCCUAUUCUGUUUUCAAAUGGUACAAGGGUGACGAAUUACCGACGUUGGUGGAUUGGAAUAAGAUUAAUCUUUGUCAAAGAUUUUUGGGGAAGCAUCGUCUGAAGAUGUCACUGGAUCCAAUGGAUACUUGGAAGGUGGGGCAUGGCCUUUUGGACAUGCUUACUAGUGAAUUGGCAAUUUCAGACCUGUACGUUUUAGAAAAACAAAGAAUGAGAUCAUUAUCAUCCAAAAAUGUGAUUGAAUCUGUCCUUUUAUCGAAUGUUAUGGAACAUAUUCUAUUUUCUAAUUUAAGGAAUAAACAGAUCCAUGGAAAUCUUAAUACCGACUACGUCGUGCAUUCCUCUAGUCCUCAAAAGAUGGCCCAAUACUGGUGCGAUUUAAAAUCGUUAAAAACUCUUUAUAAUAGAUUUACACAAUCAACAGGUUUGCAACCCCAAAAAGAUUUACCUUUCAACGACGCAGAUAAUUUUCAUGCAGCUAAAACGAGCAAAACCAUUAGAAUUAAUUUGGUGAAAACCAUUUUGAAAAAUGCUAUUGCUCCACAAGGUUAUAAAAAGUGUAAUCUGACACCACAUUGGAGGUCGAAUGUAGAACAACAGUUAAAUUCCCAAAAAAGGUUCAAGUUACUUGAUUGUAUUGGAUCGGGUCCUGAAUUGGGUACGAGGAAAGACGACGAUUUAGCAGAUUCUUUUCUACACGGAUUAGCAUGGAUGCAUUGGUCAAAAACUUACGAAGGCGCUUCAGAAAUAGUUAUGAAAAAUGGUGGUGUUUUUGAUCAAGAGAUAUUGAAAGAUUUUAACGACUAUUGCAUGUCAUUAAACACUGAAUGGUCCCUCAUGUCCUCCCAGAUGAAAGGUGAAUUAGCGGAAUUAAACCUCGCGAAUGACUUGGAAACGUCAGAGGAAGAAGAAUAUACAAACUCUGCCAGAAGUCGGAAGAGAGAAAGUAAAUUUUAG
Zygosaccharomyces rouxii is the source of this 1197-nucleotide messenger RNA. RefSeq lists its product as uncharacterized. Gene Ontology annotation, molecular function: flap-structured DNA binding; crossed form four-way junction DNA binding; DNA endonuclease activity. Gene Ontology annotation, cellular component: mitochondrion. The record is from RefSeq and is a predicted model, not a curated record. Lineage: Eukaryota; Fungi; Ascomycota; Saccharomycetes; Saccharomycetales; Saccharomycetaceae. Bases 1 to 1197 code for a protein of 398 amino acids. The transcript has a single exon.